Molecule: messenger RNA, 8085 nt
Organism: Anolis carolinensis (green anole)
Lineage: Eukaryota; Metazoa; Chordata; Lepidosauria; Squamata; Anolidae
Gene: xndc1n
Product: XRCC1 N-terminal domain containing 1, N-terminal like
Exons: 10
Coding region: 277-1584 (435 amino acids)
Biological process (GO): base-excision repair; single strand break repair
Cellular component (GO): nucleus
Molecular function (GO): damaged DNA binding
Source: RefSeq, a predicted model, not a curated record
UGACCUUGCUUACGUCACGGCGAGGGGGAAGAGGCAGCCAAUCAGGAGAGAAGGUGAAGAGGCGGUUUGGGCGGGAGAUGAAGGGUUAGCCGGCUCUUCCUUUUUGUGGCUUUUCCUCAGGUUCGCGAAGGACUGCAAGGCCCAUCAUCCCGGGGGGCGCUCGGAGAGAAAGCUAAAACAAUGUGAGAUGGAUUGGACAAGGCCAAUGUGAGCAUCUGAGCGUUUUGAUGGGAGAAUACCCAGAAAAUCAAAUAGAGAUUCUCCAACAACUUAAAGAUGGCUCCAGUUAACAUUAAAUAUGUCGUGUCUUUCACGUCUCAGGACCCUAAGCAUCCCGUGGAGAACCUUCUGCUGGAAGAGGGCUGCCCUCUUCGCCCCUGGCUUUGCUGCCCCCGGGACCGGAGCCGCCAGCUCAAAGCCGAGCUGCAGCUGGAGCAAGCCACGCGCAUUGGCUAUGUGGAUGUGGGGAACUGUGGCUCGGCUUUCCUCCAGAUUGACGUGGGGCGCUCCUCCUGGGCUCCGGGCCAGAACUACCUCACCCUCCUGCCCUGCACGGCCCUGAUGACCCCGAGCGAGGCCAAGGGGGGCCAGAACCGAUGCGGGGUCCGGAUGUUCAAGAAAGGGGACUUCCUGGCUCCCGCUCUGGCUGAGAAGUGGGACCGGGUCCGGCUCACCUGCAGCCAGCCCUUCAACCGACAGGCCCAGUUUGGCCUCACCUUCCUCCGGAUCCGGACGCCGCUGGACGCAGAGGAGGCACAAGCAGCGCCGGCCUCGUCUCCUGGAAAGGGUCCUGCUGAACCCCCGAGUAACCCAUGGCUUUCCAAUGCAGCCAUUUGCCGGACUUUCUUCCCAGAGGAGCCUGCGGUCUCCGAGGAAGAAGUGGCCCUGAGGAGCCGCUUGCAGCAGCUGGACCCCUCUUCCAGCCCCGGAGGAACCCCCUCGCCCUGCUUGAGCCGCACGGCCAGGAUGGUGCUCAAAGCGGCCUCCGCUUCCUCCUCCUCGGCCCCCCGCAAAAGGGUCUUCCCGCUGCUGCUGGACUCCUCUCCCCUUGGGGCAAAGAGCGGAGAGGAAAAGAGGUCAAGCCCACAAGCGGUUCAGAAGAACCUGGGACUGCGGUCCGAACAGGAAUCCGCUGGAAGAAGAGAUCGGAGGAAAACAAGCCGGAGAAGAGGAUCAGGCUGCAAUAAUGGGGGAAGGCCCAGGAAUGUCUCUCAGAGGAAGGGAGGAGCCCAGGACCGGAAGAGAAAUCGUCUGAAUGUGGAAAGAAGAGAAAAUGAAGAGGGAGGAGUGAACAGGCCGGAGGAUGGAGCUGUGGCCUCAGACACCUGUCCCAUUUGCGCAGGUCGCUUCCCUGCCGAAGCCUUACCUGCGCAUGCCUCCAGGUGCGGAGAAGAAGAGGACCUCGCACCCAGCCCUUCCUCCUCCUCUUCCUCUUCCUCAUCAUCAUCAUGGGAAGAAGCCUGGGUCCAGUGCCCCAUUUGCCAGCUGCCUUUCCGUGCCUCGGAGAUAGAGAGCCACGCCAGUGGAUGCGGGGAUCAGGCCCAGCCUUCAGGCAGCAGUCCUCCUUGGCUGUGGGCAGAAUAGGCGGAGAGCUUCGGCCAACUGAUGUAGUUCUCCAACUGUUAUAGAACUCCAUAUGCUGACGACAACAUAGCCUGUGCUCAUUCAGAAGAAGGCCUACAAACCAUUGGCUCCCAUUAUGCUGAGGGUCUGUGUCUUUGGACAGAGACUUCGCUGGAUAAGGACCCUCAGCGAGGAGGAUAUUGAGAGUAAUAGGCUUCUUACAUAGGAAAGUUGUUUACUUCUACUUCUUUUUCCCGUUAACAAAUGAAUCUCCCAAUGGUUUAUAUCUCCAAACCUGUCCGUCAAGUAUUUUCCUCUCCCUCAAAUAUACGUUGAUAGAAAAGUUUCGAUUCUAAAUCUUUGCGCAGUGAUUUAUCCUUCAACAAAUUCAUUAACCUGUCCAUUUCUAUACAUUCCCACUGUUGCACCUCAGCACCAGUUCACCUUGCUCUUAACACACACUUCACCACAGCAGGCUGGGUUUAAACAGUUUAUUGAUAAAAGAUAGCAAAGUAUGAAUAAAAAGCAGUAAAGAAGGCAAACAUCCAAAUGCAAUGGCACUCAAUAAAAAGCAAUAUUCAAAUGCAAAGGCAGUCAGUCAAAAAGGCUAUAAUCCAGAGGUAUAAGCAAUUUGCAUCCUCUGGUAUAGGAAAUUAGUCCUUGAACCAAGGCAACAUGAACUUUGGCGUAAAAUCCAAAUCAUAGAUUCCAGGCAUGAACAUAAACGAGAAUCCUAAGACAAGGCGGAGCUGUACUUCCAAAAAUCAACGUUGCUUCGUCUGAAAUCUUUCUCUGUCUCUCCUGUAUUUACCCAUGUUUACAAGCCAAAAAAGCAUUUCUCUGUCCUUGCGUUCCCACGCGUUUGUUAGCGAUUCUAAGGGAACGUCUGGGACGAUGAACCUUUAACCUUAACCUCAUAUAUCUAAGGAAGACUCCUCUGAGUCACUGCCAGAAACACCUGGAACUUGUUGAUGUUCGAACUCCUGGGAAAGAUCACCCUUAUCACUAGUUUCUGUUUCCUUGCUAGUCUGUGGAUCCAAGCCAGAGCCUUCAACAUUUCCAGCAUCAGAGCCUUUGAGAUUUCUCUCAUCUGCAUUGCUUUGGUCAGCCUGCAUAAACCCAAAUCCCCCAUCAUCAUCAGACUGAACCACAACACCGAUAUAUUCACUGCCCAGUCUUCCAUGGUUGGCAUUUCGGGUCAUCUUCCAUCCUUGACUAUAUAAGAUUCCUGCUCCUGUUAACACUUAUUGAUUUUAUUUGCUGCCAGAAACAUAGUUGAACAAGUGAUGUAGAUCUCCGACCGUUAUAGAACUCCAAUAUGCUGACGACAAUGUAGCCUGUGCUCAUUCAGAAGACCUACAAGCCAAAUUAAACACCUUUGCAGUAGAAUAUGAACAUGUAUUGUCAAAGGCUUUCGUGGUUGGAAUCACAGGGUUGCUGUGAGUUUUCCGGGCUCUCUGGCCAUGUUCCAGAAGCAUUCUCUCCUGAUGUUUCGCCCAUAUCUAUGGCAGGCAUCCUCAGAGGUUGUGAUGUCUAUACCGUGUUUCCCCGAAAAUAAGACAGUGACUUAUAUUAAUUUUAGCUCCCAAAAAUGCACAAGGUCUUAUUCUCAGAGAUGUCUUAUUUUUCGAUGAAGAAUUCACAUGUAUUGUUGAACAAAAGAAAUGAACAUUGACUAUAUACUGUACAAUAGUUGUCAUCACAAACCAGCAUAACCAGGCAAACUGUGAAUCCUAUCAGGAAUUUCUUGUUAAUUCCAUUAUUUCCAUGUACAACAAUCUAUGGUACGUACAUUUAUCAAUCCUGCAUGCUCUGGUGUUCUGUUCAAUGGGCACACUUCCAAACAAAAACUUUGCUAGGUCUUACUUUCAGGGGAGGCCUUAUAUUUAGCAAUUCAACAAAACUACUAGGUCUUAUUUUCGGGGGAUGUCUUAUUUUUGGGGAAACAGGUAGGAAACUAGGCAAGUGAGGUUUAUAUAUCUGGAAGGUACAGAGUGGAAGAAAGAACUUGUUUGUUGAAAGCAAGUGGGAAUGUUGCAAUUAAUCACCUUGAUUAGCAUUGAAAAGCCUUGCAGCUUCAUAGCCUGGUUGCACAGAUAUAUAAACCUCCCUUGCUUCGUUUCUAAUACAGUAGAGUCUCACUUAUCCAACACUCGCUUAUCCAACGUUCUGGAUUAUCCAACACAUUUUUGUAGUCAAUGUUUUCAAUACAUCGGGAUAUUUUGGUGCUAAAUUCGUAAAUACAGUAAUUACUACAUAGCAUUACUGCAUAUUGAACUACGUUUUCUGUCAAAUUUGUUGUAGAACAUGAUGUUUUGGUGCUUAAUUUGUAAAAUCAACCUAAUUUGAUGUUUAAUAGGCUUUUUCUUAAUCCCUCCUUAUUAUCCAACAUAUUCGCUUAUCCAACAUUCUGCCGGCCCGUUUAUGUUGGAUAAGUGAGACUCUACUGUAUACCUCACAACCUCUGAGGAUGCCUGCUAUAGAUGUGGGCAAAACAUCAGGAGAGAAUGCUUCUGGAACAUGGCCCUACAGCCCGGAAAACACACAACAACCCAGAAUACGAAAAGCUUGGUCUCUGAACAUGGAGAAAACUGUCCUCUAGUGGGCACUUAGAAAACAACAUCCAAGCUAUGCAUUUAAUCGUGUCAGAAGGAAAUUGAGGGUUAUAAUGUAUUUAAAAACACAAACAAAGUUACAAACUUGUCAUUAUACUAGAUUUCCUUUGACCAGGGCUCAGGUUGCAUGUAGUCAGUGCUCUAUGGUUUGUUCUCUACACUCGCAUGUCGACUUGCAGCAUGCAUCCAAGCUAAACAUAUGAAAUCCAUACCAUUGCUAUACAUUUAUAGGUGACUCAAAGGGAUACAUACACAAAGCAUACAAUGCUUGAUUUUCUAGCAAAAGGUCCACUCUCUCUUGAGUGAAAUUGUAUGAGGUUUUGUUACUUUCCCAAUGAUAUUUCACGUUUUAGGAGCUUGGAUUGCAAACAAAAAAUUAUUUUGUUUUUGCACGGAACUUAACUGGAUUAAUUCCACAAUGUAGAUGCACCCUAUCCAGCGGAUAGCAAAACAGGUCACCAUUGGAUUCAGAAAGCCCAAGAUCUUUCACCCACAUAUUCUUCUGACCAAACAAUAAUAACAUAAGGCAAUUUGAAUCAUAAUAAUAAUAAUAACACCAGCAAUAACAAUGCCUUCAUACUCCUUUUAGAAAUGAGUGAUAGGCAAUGGAUACUAAGGAUUUAGCUCAGGCAUGGGCAAACGAGCCCUCCAGGUAUUUUGGACUCCAACUCCCAUUGAUAGCGGAGACCCCCGCUUUUAAAUUCAUCUGACCUGCUGCGGGGAGUUCCACAAAUCCGGAUCACCAACGGAGCGGGACAGUGCGCGGACCACAACGAAUUAUUAUUGAUUUCUUUUAUCACUCCCCCCCCCCAACCCUAACAUUGUAACUAAUCCCCCAAUAAAAGUAUCCCCUUGUUAUGGUUGAGCCUUCUGGCUCCGGUACUGGGAGACGGGGUCGUAAGACUCCUCGAGAGUCAGACUCUUUUGAGGAGCGUGAAAGGAAACGGCUCCGGGACUUAUUUGCAGAACCAACAGAUGAAGACUCAUUUGAGGAUUUUACUGAGGGAAUGGAGGAAGAGAUGGUUAGCUCAGAGGAGGAUGACAUGGCGUGGACUCGUGUGAGGGAGGAUUUGGGUGUCACCGGCACUGAUAGCAUGGGAGGCGAUUGGCGGGUUGCAGGAUCAGACCCAUGGACGGGCUGGAGGGAUGGAGCGGGAUCCGCAGCUGGGGAUGCUGUGGGGCGUAGUCAAAGGUGUUUUAGCUCUGAUGAGGAUGAUGAUGAUGAGGCACCUGGAAUUAGGAUUGCAGCUGACAGCGAUGAGGAGUUAUGAACUGGGAUAAAAUGGGGUUUAGGAUCAAUGGCUAAUUGCGUUGGGCAAGGUAAUCUGGACGAACGCUUGGGCUCUUGUUGGGGAACUUCCUGAAGACGGGUGUGAUUCGUUGCUGGAUACGUAAGUUACCAAGGACACGGCAUAGACGGCGGGAGGAACUGUGUGGGGUUUUUCUGUGCAACUUGUGUUUAAUCUUGAUAGCUUGGACCUACUCUGGAUUGACGCUGGACUGACGGACUGACUACGACCUUGGACUAUCCCUUCUGUGGCUUUCGGUGGAACUUGUGGAACUUUAGACGUCUGCACUUGGCUUUCGACCUUGGACCGGAUUGGGACCCUGCUGACCGCCAUUACCCUGAUUGAUGUGCCUGGACCCGGAUUUCGCUCGUUGCACGGAGGAGUAAACAGCCUGAGUUACUCAUCUGUAGCUUUUGAGUAGCAGAGAGGAAUCUGCUGCCAGUUUUUUGUGUUCAUUUUGACCUCUGUUUUCCAACUUUUGUUUGUUUAAAUUGUCAGGCUGAAGUAAGCACUUUUGCUUUAAUCCGGAUUAAACUCCUGUUUAAUCCGGUUUAUCCUUUCGAACCGUUUUAAUUCAAACGGAGCUGUUUCUGUUACUUUUCACACUGAAGACAAGUGUUUGCCUAGUCCUUUGCUUCCUACGGGCAUUUUUUAGUUCUGUAACUUUAAUAAACUGUGUUGUACUCUAUUUGGUGGCGUUCUGUCUAUGACACCCCUUUUAUCUUGAGACUCUCUCCAGUGGUUACUUUGUAUCCCUUUCUCUGAUUCCUGCAUGGAAAACCUCUCUCCUUUCUUCCACUAACCCAGCCGCCGUUCCAACCCUGGCGGGAAGCCUUCCGCACUCUCCCUGCCAUUGAGUAACAUAGGGGACCGAACAAUUUGACCCAUAACUUUCUCAAAAAUAUUCCAAGCGUGCCUAUCUUUUAUAUUUAACACUUUUAAAGACUCCUGGUCCCGGGACAACCAACAGCGCCUCAAUUGGUCCAUUCUAAAACUUCUAAACAGCUGACUGUCAGAAAAAGCCGUUUCCAAUUGCUCUUUGCAGCCCCGGGCCGCUUCUCGGCUCCCGCGCCUGACAGGAUGCCUUUAUGGGGACACAAGUUUCUCCCAGGGCUGCUGGUGGCGGACUGCCAUUCCCUGGGAGAGAAAUGUAGUUUCUUCAAGGACCAGCUGCGAUCCCCAUAAUGGCAAAGACUCCCGGACGGACUUCUUCGGUUCAUUCAUUCAUUUUUAUGAAUGGACAGGAUUCCUCACUCAUAUACUCUUGCUGGACUCCCAAGGACAGAAAUCAACCUGAGCUGCUUAUGGACUUUUCAUGAAUCGUAUGCUUAUAUGUUUAUGAAAUAUUGGAAUCAAUUCUUUAUUAACUGUUUAGCCAAAUGUAACUUGGUCUGUGGGUUCCCUGGAAGACCCCCAAACUCAUAUAUUUCCCUUUUAUAUAUAUCAUAUUACAGAAAAACCUGGGUUUUUUUAAACCGGAGGGAAUCUGAAUUUCCUCCCUGUUCUCAGAAAAACCACAAUAUGGCUGAAUUGCUGAAUCGCCCACCCCCAGCAUGCAUUUCCAUUCAUAACUCACUCAAUUUUGCACCAAGAAUCACCCCAAUUCAUAUUCAUGACUAAAAUCGCCUAAUCUUUAAAAUACAACCAACAGAGAUCAUUUUUGACCAUUCCUUCUCUGAUCAUCAGCUGAUUGUCAAACUGCGUUCCUUGCCUAAAUCGCCUCCCGCUUUGCGCUAUUAGCGCAGGAAUGGAAAAUAAGCUAUAAAUGUUAAUAUUUAGUGCUUUUUCGGUAAUUUUGGGUGGAAAUUGAUAAGAUAUGAUUUUCUAUAUUCCCUAGUAUAUUUUAAUCAAUGAAGGCAUAGCCUGAACUCUAGCUGACCCCGGAAAUUCCUGCCUUCCCUCACCCUAGAUUCUGGGCUUCACACAUAUAAGAAGGUAAACUGUCACCAUAAAGAUUUAAUCUAUGUUGCAUCUGCAUGGCCCAUAGCCAGAGAUUGACCCCCUAGAUUGGAGCAGUCCCCAGGGUGAUAAAGUCUCAUAUGGUAAUGUUGAUCACAAUCCCAUCCUGGACCCCUGGGGAGCCCAAGGAAGACUUCCCGCUGGUCCUGCCACCGUAAUCCCAUAGUGUCAAUAUUAGCUGACAUCUCCGCCACACCUUAAGGUGUUCAUGAACUGUGUACGUGCAUAAAGGACCCCGGACAUCCCAAAUGACCCUAUUCAAAAACAGCAAUAAUCUUAAGAUUAUCUUGGAAGGCGCUAGCUUCGGGUAAUCACUUUGCAUAAGAUAACUCCAAAUGAUUCAUUCACCCGAACCCAUUGUCUAGCUGACUCCCGCCUUCCCCAACCUGAUUGGCCCUGGCAGAGGCGAAGGUUGUUCCUCAUUGGCCGAGGUGCAGGGCAGAGAACCAAGCUCCCGCCUCGUGCGGCGCCCUCGACCUAUCAGAAGCCAGAUUGGGCAGAGAGACAGGGCGGGAGAUUCAAGCAGACUUCAAACUUAGAAAUGUAUAAAAUUGCUUUAUUUUCAAUGUAUCGUUACAUCUCGCAUGGCGAUCUAUCGCGGCGGAUGUCCUUUUCAGCUGAAUUGCUUUAAUAAAAUGCCUUGGCAGUUUUUCCUUCAA